Molecule: messenger RNA, 1450 nt
Organism: Helicoverpa armigera (cotton bollworm)
Lineage: Eukaryota; Metazoa; Arthropoda; Insecta; Lepidoptera; Noctuidae
Product: putative 115 kDa protein in type-1 retrotransposable element R1DM
Exons: 2
Coding region: 85-1107 (340 amino acids)
Molecular function (GO): catalytic activity
Source: RefSeq, a predicted model, not a curated record
UUCAGACCUGGAGGGACGAAGUCGAGUCCGGGGACCUGCUGGCCGGGCUACAGCUUGGAGGAGACGAGGAGGGCGCAAUCUGCGAUGGCGUCCCCUUCUUCGUCGACAAUUAAAAUCCUCCAAGCAAACCUCCACCACAGCCAAACCGCGACGGCUCAGCUGCGCAAAUGGUUGGAGGUUCAACACACGGCCAUUGCCCUAAUCCAGGAGCCGUGGGUCAGGGCCGGCCAAAUCAGAGGACUCUCCAAUCUUGGAGAUUUCUGUUGCAGAGACCAAUCUGCCAUCUCAAUACAGCAACCUGCUUUAAACAUGGAGAUCACCCUCGCCUCGGUAUACAUGCCCGAAGCAGAGGAGCCUCCUCCCUACGACCUCGCCCGCCUGGUGAAUCACUGCGAGAGAGAAGGGAAGGAAGUGAUUAUCGGUACUGACUCCAACGCACACCACCCUUUGUGGGGAAUGGAUACACACAACGAUAGGGGUAAGACCUUAUUUGAUUACUUAUUCACAACCAACCUAUCACUAAUAAACACUGGAUCAGAACCAACUUUCGUCACUAGACGAAGUCAAACAAUUAUAGACCUGACUCUCGCAUCAGAGAGCGUAGCGGAGCUAAUCACAGGAUGGCAUGUCUCUAAGGAGGCAUCUUGCUCAGACCACAGAUGGAUCCGCUUUGACCUACAGGUCUGUAUACAAGAAACACCACCGAAACGGAACCCACGCAAUACGGACCGCGCGACGUACACCCGUACGCUCAGCACCAAACUUGCGCAACUCGGGGACCCUACAAAUUACGUGGACACAGAACAAAUUGACGAACAGGUAAGCUACCUCACACAGUCAAUGAUAGACAGCUAUCAAACAGCCUGCCCCGAAACUGCAUACCAGAAAACACCAGGGAAACAACCAUGGUGGGGUGCGGAACUAGAACGCAGGCGUAAACAAGUGAGAAAAACUCUAAACAGAGCAAUGAAUACAUGUGCCGACGAGGAUUGGGACGACUAUAAGGCGGCCAAAUCAAGGUACAAGAAAUGCAUCAGAUUCCGAAGUACCAGGGAUGGCGCAAGUUCUGUGGUAACAUCGAGUCCUGUCAACAAGCAAACAGGGUAAGGAAAAUCCUAGCACAACAAAACACACCUGGUCUGGGCACUCUCCGAAAACCAGACAACACACAUACCACAUCGCCGGAAGAAACGAAGCGCGUCCUAAUUGAGACCCACUUCCCAGGAUGCGUUUUCACGCAAAAUGUAGAAUGGCAUGAGGUAACACAAACACCAACUGAAGAAGAUUGGUCAUACGCACAAAAAAUCGUCACAAUGGAAAAACUCCAUUGGGCAAUUCAAAGCUUCCACCCAUACAAAGCAGCAGGUCCGGACGGAAUCUUCCCAGCGCUCCUGCAAUGGGGAGGACCAUACAUCUCAUAUAGACUAUUAAGACUAAUGAGAGCAUGCCU